Nannizzia gypsea CBS 118893 is the source of this 654-nucleotide messenger RNA. RefSeq lists its product as hypothetical. The record is from RefSeq and is a predicted model, not a curated record. The transcript has a single exon. Lineage: Eukaryota; Fungi; Ascomycota; Eurotiomycetes; Onygenales; Arthrodermataceae. Bases 1 to 654 code for a protein of 217 amino acids.
AUGUCAGGCUGGACGUUCAAGAACACGAAGCAGCCGGUCCCCUCGCACGAGGAGCUGGCGAGCAGCUUCACCGUCAGAGCACCGCCGUCCACAGACAUAUGGGCCAAACCGCCCUCGACUUACCGUUUCAGUGCCCCCAUACUCUACAAGACCAUGCCUCUGGCUUCCUUUCAGCGAGCUCGCGUACGAGUCUCAGCCAAGUGGACGACGCUCUACGACCAAGGAGGCCUGAUUCUGGCGCUUAACCGACCAAGCGAACAUGGACACGACCAUGACCCCGACAAGGACAGGAAGUGGAUCAAGGCAGGCAUCGAGUUCGUCGAGGGAGUGCCGCGGUGCAGCACUGUCGCAAGGGACCGAUGGGCGGACUGGAGUCUGUCUCCUCUCCCGGCCGGACAGGGCGGCUCUGGCGAAGGUGCUGACGAAGGUGACGCGGUCGGCGUGACGAUCGAGAUGGAGAAGAGGGCUAGGGACAAGACGCUGUGGGUGUAUGCGGUUGGCCAGGACGGUUCGAGGAUGCCGAUGCGGGAGGUUACCUGGCUGUUCGAGGACGAGGAGCAGCUCGAGUGCUGGGUUGGCGUGUACGUCUGUCGGCCGUCGUCAGAGUCCGGGCUGGGCGACCUCUCCGUGUCCUUCUCCCAGCUCGAGGUCUAG